This is a messenger RNA of Bactrocera latifrons, 1336 nucleotides long. It is a transcript of the gene Slbp, whose product is annotated as histone RNA hairpin-binding protein. The record is from RefSeq and is a predicted model, not a curated record. NCBI's taxonomy places the organism in Eukaryota, Metazoa, Arthropoda, Insecta, Diptera, Tephritidae. Gene Ontology annotation, molecular function: histone pre-mRNA stem-loop binding; mRNA binding. Gene Ontology annotation, biological process: mRNA 3'-end processing by stem-loop binding and cleavage; mRNA transport. The transcript has 2 exons. Bases 124 to 900 code for a protein of 258 amino acids. Gene Ontology annotation, cellular component: cytoplasm; histone pre-mRNA 3'end processing complex.
CAAAACAAGAAAAACGCGCGGAAAGUAAUACAAAUUAAGCAUCUUCCAUGAAUAUUUGCGCACAUUUCUUGGUGUGGCACGGAGUACAAAAAAUUAUAUUUAUUUUUAAUAAAAUCAGUUUUAAUGCUUUGCAGCAAAAUGUCAGUGGAUAAAUCACCUUUAAGGAAAAGUGUAGGAGAAAGCAGUCUGAAUUCGUCUUCUUCCUCAUUCCGUGGUUGUUGGGCAGAAGAGAUGCAGGACCAUGACAAUAAUGGGCAACAACAGUCGUUCAACAGCAGCGGAGAGAUGUCUAGCAAAAAUGACAACGAAGAUGUUAAUAAAUCCAAACAUUCGGUAUCGCAAGAACGCGAAAUAUCUUUGGAAUUCAUUGAUGGUGCAAAUGAAGAAAAAUUUGAACGAUUAGUCAAGGAGGAUAAAAUAAAAACGCCUUUCAAAAGGCGCUACUCACAAACACCGAGCAACGGCAGUCGCUCGGACAGUCCGAACGACUCAAAUAGUGAUAAUAGUGCCGGAGGUGAUGCAGGCACUUUUAAGCGCACAACUAAUAAUGUCAACAAUCAACAUGACAUUCAGAAACGUUUACGUUAUAAUAGUUAUGGCUCUAACACCUCAUCCAAUAAGGAAAAACAAGUAGAGGAUGAUCCUGUUAUAUUAGCGCGCCGUCAGAAGCAAAUUGAAUAUGGCAAAAACACUGUAGCUUACGAACGUUACAUUGAGAUGGUGCCAAUACGCCAGCGUACACGCAGUCAUCCCCGUACGCCGAAUAAAUAUGGAAAAUACAGUCGCCGCACUUUUGAUGGACUGAUAAAAGUAUGGCGCAAACAAUUACAUUACUAUGAUCCCGAACCUGCAGCUGGCACUGCUGGUGGUGCUGACGACGACGAUGAUGAUUCGGAUUAGUUGCUCUCACUGCGCAAAAUUGCGUUUACUAUAAAACAAAUAGUCUUCUACGUGUUUUCAUGUUUAUUUUUAAUCAACUUUGCUUGUUGUAAAUGCUCACUUUCUGUUUGUAUUAGUAUACUAUAUAGCGAGUACUAUAUUGUUAAGUUCUAAGUAAAAUGCUGAGAGUAAUGAAUGUGUACAAAAAUGAAAGUUAUGUGAAAAAGUUUACAAUAAUAUUUAAAAAGGGGAAAUCAAUUAAAUUUAUGCACAAUAUACUUACUUUUUCGCACAGAUUGUUAACUAUUAUAGCGUAUAAGGCAAGAUCCUUUCAGGUGGGCCAGUGCUUUAGCUGAAACCUUUAUACCUUACUAAAAUAAAAACUACCUGUAAUUAAUUCAUAUAAUACAUAUGCUUAAAUAUAUACCGAAUAAAACAUUACUAAAGCAAAUUAAUA